Messenger RNA from Dendrobium catenatum, 1446 nucleotides. RefSeq names its product protein ALTERED XYLOGLUCAN 4-like. Gene Ontology annotation, cellular component: Golgi apparatus. The annotation marks the transcript as partial. NCBI's taxonomy places the organism in Eukaryota, Viridiplantae, Streptophyta, Magnoliopsida, Asparagales, Orchidaceae. Gene Ontology annotation, molecular function: O-acetyltransferase activity. The record is from RefSeq and is a predicted model, not a curated record. The transcript is spliced from 4 exons.
UCAGGUGGCUGGAAGCCAGGGUGUGAUCUUUCCAAUGGCACCUGGGUGAGAGAUAAUGGAAGCAGCCAUGGAUACACUAACCAGACAUGUAAGUCAUUACCUGAGUCUAAGAACUGUGGCAAGUAUGGGAAGAAUGGGGAUUAUGUGAGGUGGAGGUGGCAGCCGGCACGGUGCGAGUUGCCGAGGUUCAAUGCUAAAGAAUUCCUUGAAAUUUCUAGGGGGAAAAGAAUGGCCUUCGUCGGUGAUUCGGUUGCCCGGAAUCAGGCGGAUUCGCUCGUCUGCUUGCUUUCUGAGGUUAGCCUAGCCUUCCCAUAUCAAAACGUUCCGGACAUAACGGCGAAAUCUGUUUUGCGAUCGGAUGUUGUUUGGGUGACGUCGCGCGUCAAUUUCGGGUGUUGGUCAUCCCUUUGGACCGGUCUCAUCCAAUUUGAUUCCAAGGGGUUCUCUCUUAUACGAAUUCGACGUCCUGAUUGCAACGGCACAGGGUCAACAAUCUUUUAUGUAGCUGGCUGCAUACAUGAAACCCCUCAUGCAAUUGGUAUUUAUUUUCCUGGAAGAACUAAGCAAAGAAAGCGCCAUUUCACUUCCUGUUACAAACCAGACAACUAUUUCCCAUUUAACAGUGUUCAUUCAAAGCAAUUGCAGAUGGAGAUUCCAAAAGCAUUCCACAAAGAUCCUGAAGAUAAAUUUCCAAUUUGGCAUUUUGAAUCCCACAAUUUCACUCUUAUGGUAAUCUGGACCAAAUUCCUAGUACAAGGAACCGAGAGAUUGAUAAAUGGAUCUAACUCUGGUGUCUAUGAUCUGCAUCUGGACAAGAUUGACCAAGAAUGGACCAAGAAACUUCCAUUUAUUAACCAUGUAGUCAUUUCUAGCGGUCACUGGUUCUUCGGGAAAAUCUACUUAUAUGAAGGUGGACAACUGAUUGGAUGCAUCUACUGUUCUGAGAAAAUUGUUAGGAACAAUGACCCGGCUUUUGGCUUGCGGAAGGCCUUCAGAAAAGCACUGCAAUUCCUAAACAAAGCUGAAGUGUUUGAUCAAGAUAACUUAAUAUUUUUGAGGACAUUCUCACCAGCACAUUUUGAAAACGGGACUUGGAAUGGUGGUGGCUACUGCAACAGGACCAGACCCUUUGAUGAAGGUGAAAUAAACUUGGCCGGAACUUACUGGGAAAUUCGAAAUGCACAAGUAGAAGAAAUAAAUAAAAUCAAAAUAGCUUCUUCUAGCAAUGCGAAGAGACGAUUUGAGCUUUUGGACGUCACUAAGGCUAUGAUGAUGAGACCUGAUGCUCACCCAGAUACAAACUGGAACAAUCAAUGGAUGAGAGGUUACAGUGACUGCGUGCAUUGGUGCAUGCCUGGGGCUGUUGACAUGUGGAAUGAUAUGCUGCUGACACUACUCAAGAAAUACUUGCUGGAGAUAGGUAGUAGAAAAGCUCAAUGAUCCUAU